AUGAAACUAACCGUAAAGUGUUCUCUCGCAGGGGAGUCGGGUGGCACAAAGGAGCUUGUUAUACACAACCCAAAGGCGACGCUCAGCAACUUGCGAGCUGCUAUUGCCAUUAACUUUCGACUCCCUGUUCAUAGUUUUCGCAUGAUUCAUAGCUCUGUUGAUUUUAGUAGCGAACAAAUACUACUGCGUGAUAGUGGGAUUCAGGACGGCGACUUAAUUACAGUGGCAGCGAAGCGCGACAGAGAAGAGGAGGAGAGUGAGGGACAACAACAACAACAACAACAAGAAGGAGAAAAAGGAGAAGCAUCAGGGAAACAUACCGCUGUUGAGAUUACAAAAACCUCCACCACGAACGACUCCUCUCUCUCUGUUGUACCAGCCAGUAGUGGGGAAGUUGUGAGAGAAGCAGAAGGAUCUGGAGUAGGGCAAAUGAUGAUCAACAAUAAUGACAGUGAUGAGGAAAUGGAGGAGGAGGAUGAGGAGGAUAUGAUGGAGGAUGGGGCUAGAGAGAUGUUGAGUCAUCUUCUAGCCACAGUCCCUAAUCUCUUGGAAAUGCGACAACAAUUUUUGGCUAAUCCAGCUGAAAUCAUGCAGCAAAUCAGGGAACAAGAUCCGAGAUUAUUUGAACUUAUUACAGCUAAUCAUCAGGAGUUUCUAGAUCUUGUGAAUAAUGAGGCUCUAGUGGAGACCCUGCAACGUGAACAAGAAGAGGAACAGAAUGGUCUUUUGGAUGAAGAAGAAGGCGAUUUUGAAUAUGAGGACGAAGCGGAAGAUCUCAUUAAUUCACUCAUGGCAGAAUAUAUGGGAUCUGUUGCAGCAGCGGCUCUUGCGGAUGGGGAUGAUGAGAAUGAACCCAAUGAGGCGACAGAUGUUGCGAUUACAGAAACACAGCGGUAUCUUGACAGGAUACCAACAGAGGAGGAGGAGGCGAAGAUUGAACAGCUGAUGCAACUGGGUUUCACGAAAGACCAGUGUAAGGUAGCUUUUUUUAAGGCAAAGCGAAGUCUUGAGCGGGCGGCUAAUCUGCUUUUUGAAGACCCACCACAGCUGUAA
Trypanosoma theileri is the source of this 1053-nucleotide messenger RNA. RefSeq lists its product as uncharacterized. Lineage: Eukaryota; Euglenozoa; Kinetoplastea; Trypanosomatida; Trypanosomatidae. Gene Ontology annotation, biological process: nucleotide-excision repair; proteasome-mediated ubiquitin-dependent protein catabolic process. The record is from RefSeq and is a predicted model, not a curated record. Gene Ontology annotation, molecular function: ubiquitin binding; polyubiquitin modification-dependent protein binding; damaged DNA binding. Gene Ontology annotation, cellular component: nucleoplasm; cytosol. The coding region runs from base 1 to 1053 and encodes 350 amino acids. The transcript has a single exon.